Molecule: messenger RNA, 731 nt
Organism: Rubroshorea leprosula
Lineage: Eukaryota; Viridiplantae; Streptophyta; Magnoliopsida; Malvales; Dipterocarpaceae
Source: the annotation of a GenBank genome assembly
AGCAGAUCGACGAUAGAAACGCGGAGACGAAGAUCGAGUGAUGGAGGGACCUCCGGCCAACGAUGUCUGCUCUAUUUGCAUGGCAAGGUUCGAGGUUCCCUGUCAAGCAAACUGCUCUCACUGGUUCUGCGGGAAAUGCAUUAUGCAAUAUUGGCAACAUGGACCAACGUUUCUCCCAUGUAAAUGCCCACUAUGUCGUUGUCAGAUUACUUUGUUGGUUCCUGGUGAGGCUUCAUUAAGGGAGCGUCGUAACCCAGCUGUGGCUGAGGUUCUGGAAAAUAUUGAAAAGUAUAAUCGACUUUUUGGUGGACAAACCAGGGGUGUCCGUCAGGUAUAUAUUUCUCUGUUAAUUCUCAUAUGCGAUCAAGCAGAUUGUUCUGUGAAAUUUUAUUGCCUUAAAAGGAGGUUACUUUGCUGUGAUCAUGGAUUUAUUGCCUGUAGUUUUAUGUCACCUCUUCUUUAUUUCAUAAUAUGUAGUACCUUAAAACUUAUGUUUGUUUGAAUUAGGAAAUAUUCAUUAUCGUAUUCGCAGAGAAAUAAUUGAGUGAUGCCUUGAUUUGAUGUUUCUUCUCUCACUCAAGGACCUAAAACUUAAGCAAAAGAAAGUUUCUACUAGCCAUAAAUUAAUAUCAGAAUUGUAAUGGGGCUUAAAUUAAUAAUUAUUCUAGUAUUAUUCAUGGGUUAUGGUGGUACCAAACAAGUGCAGCAUCAAAUAGAUUAGAGACCACAGC